AUGGAGUCCGGGCUCAAACUAGCCAAAUCUGAGAAGGAGAGAUCUAUCGACGCAACAAGCUACAGACGCAAUGUGGGAUGUCUCCGCUACCUAUUACAUACACGACCCGACUUGUCUUACUGCGUUGGAGUCUUGAGCAAGUACAUGCAGGACCCGAAGGAAUCACAUGGCAUAGCAAUGAAACAGUGCUUACGGUAUCUAAAAGGGACGAUAGCCUGUGGUAUGAUGUUCAAGCACUCGUUGACCAAACCUUCUAGACUUGUCGGAUACAGUGACAGCAGCCACAACAUUGACCCCGAUGACGGCAGAAGCACAACUGGGCACAUUUUCUACCUCGGUGAGAGCCCAAUCGCUUGGUGCUCACAGAAGCAAGAGACCGUGGCUCUGUCGUCAUGUGAGGCAGAGUUUAUGGCGGGUACAGAAGCAGCACGACAGGCUAUAUGGCUCACCGAAUUACUUGUAGAGAUCAAAGGGUCAGCGAGAGAAAAGGUGGUUAUACGCAUUGAUAGUCAGUCGGCCAUUGCUCUUACAAGGAACCCGGUGUUUCACGGACGCAGUAAGCACAUACACACUAGAUACCAUUUCAUUAGAGAGUGUGUUGAGAAUGGAGUGAUAGAAGUUGAGCAUGUUCCCGGAAGUCAACCGAAGGCGGACAUAUUAACUAAAGCUCUAGGAAGAAUCAAGUUCAAGGAGAUGAGAGAUCUCAUUGGAGUUAAAGAUUUGAGUGAUGAGGAGUUCAAGCUUAAGGGGGGAGAUUGUUGGAUUAAGCUUGAAGAAUAA
Molecule: messenger RNA, 780 nt
Organism: Brassica napus (rape)
Lineage: Eukaryota; Viridiplantae; Streptophyta; Magnoliopsida; Brassicales; Brassicaceae
Product: secreted RxLR effector protein 161-like
Exons: 1
Coding region: 1-780 (259 amino acids)
Source: RefSeq, a predicted model, not a curated record